AUGGUCAGAAAGGCUUUCUCAUCCGUUUAUGGAUGCAUAAAAAAGUACAUAAAAGGAACGCAAUUCAAUGAAUUGGUCGAUGCUCACGGCAAAAUAGCGAUUGUAACUGGUGCAUCAUCGGGUAUUGGUAAACAAAUAGCGAAAUUACUGAAUCUUCGUGGUGCCAAAGUCUAUCUGCUAUGCCGGAAUCCACAAAAGGCACUUGAGACGAUUGAAAAUCUGGCUGAGGUGAAAUUGAUUAUUCAGAAUGAUGAUAGCUUAUUUGUCUUGACUCUCGCGGAGAAUAGAGUGGCUGUGAGCGUUCUCGACUUGUUCUUGCAAAUGCUGAUCUGGCAUCGUUUGAGAGCAUCAGGAAAUUCGUCGAAUCAUUUCUCAAAGGUGAAUGAUCAUUUUUCAAUGUUGAAUGCAGCCAACUAUUUAUUUUCAGAUGAAACCCAUUUGGACAUUCUCGUCAAUAAUGCCGGUGUUAUGGCUUUGCCAGUUUUUCAACGUACUUCUGAUGGCUUUGAAACAACAUGGCAAUGCAAUUACUUAGGACAUUUUUUAUUGACUGAUUUGUUGAUCGGUUCACUGCGAGCAUCUGGCCAUGGUCGCAUUGUGAACGUUUCAAGUUUCAUGCAUCAUCGUGCUGAUUCCGUUGAUGAGCAAAUCGUGAACAAUCCUCAGCACUAUCAACGUAUCCUCACUUAUAAUCGCUCGAAAUUGGCUAACGUAUGCAGAAUUUUUUUUCAUUUAUUUUCAAACAAAAUUUCAUAUUGUUCGUUCGUCAAGUCAAACUGUAAUCAUUGA
Molecule: messenger RNA, 789 nt
Organism: Anisakis simplex (herring worm)
Lineage: Eukaryota; Metazoa; Nematoda; Chromadorea; Rhabditida; Anisakidae
Source: the annotation of a GenBank genome assembly